Rhodamnia argentea is the source of this 1537-nucleotide messenger RNA. RefSeq names its product WAT1-related protein At1g25270-like. Gene Ontology annotation, cellular component: plasma membrane. The transcript is spliced from 7 exons. The record is from RefSeq and is a predicted model, not a curated record. Gene Ontology annotation, molecular function: transmembrane transporter activity. Lineage: Eukaryota; Viridiplantae; Streptophyta; Magnoliopsida; Myrtales; Myrtaceae. Bases 79 to 1308 code for a protein of 409 amino acids.
GAGAGGCCAAGAUCGAUCGAUCCCCGUCUCAUUUCAAAGAAGAGGUAAAGGGAAAAGAGCAGGACGGAGGAGAGAGCCAUGAAGAAGAGGAUGCACGGAGCGAAGCCGGCGAUACUGAUGGUGGCGGUGCAGGCAGCCUUCGCAGGGGUGAACGUGAUGUACAAGCUGGCCGCCAACGACGGCAUGAACUUGAGGCUCGUCGUCGCCUACCGCCUCCUCUUCGCCACCGCCUUCAUGGCCCCUCUCGCCCUCUUCUUCGAAAGGAAGAAGAGGCCUAAGUUGACAGGGCUGGUGCUUUUUCAAGCAUUUUGUUGUGGUUUGUUUGGGGGAUCGCUGGGACAGAACUUGUACUUGGAAAGCUUAGCACUCACCUCAGCAACUUAUGCUGCAGCCAUGGCCAACCUCAUACCCGCCAUCACCUAUAUCAUGGCCGUUUCCUGUGGGUUGGAAAGGGUGGUGAUCGGAAGGAUCGAAGGGAAGGCCAAAGUGUUGGGGACGUUGAUGGGUAUCGGUGGAGCGAUGGUCCUCACUUUCUACAAAGGCUUUGAGAUCCGGAUGUGGUCAACCCAUGUCGAUCUCUUACAUCACCAUGGUCACCAACCACAACCGGCCAACCACCAUCCGGCGAAUCGUGGUGGACACGGGGCGCAUGCGCUCGGCUCUAUGUUGGCUGUCGGAAGCUGCGUAUGCUACGCUUUGUGGUUGAUAAUUCAGGCGAAGAUGGUCGAGAGGUACCCAUGUCAUUACUCAGGCACCGCACUGAUUUCCCUCUUCGGGUCGAUUCAAGCAGUGGGAUAUGCUCUAUGCACAGAGAGGGAUUGGUCCGAGUGGAAGUUGGGCUGGAACAUCAGGUUUUUAACAGUGGUUUACACGGGACUUGUUGCUUCAGGAAUGUGCGUGAGCCUGAUAGGUUGGUGUGUGCACAAGAGAGGACCCUUGUUCGCUUCGGUCUUUAGCCCUCUGAUGCUGGUCCUCGUGGCCUUAGCCGGCUCGUUCCUGUUGGACGAGAAGCUUCACCUUGGAAGCUUGCUGGGAGCAGGAGUGAUAGUUUGUGGACUAUAUGUGGUGCUAUGGGGAAAGCGCAGAGAGAUGAGAAGGAUGGAACAACUAGCCAUAGGGCCCUGCAAAAGCACUCCAGAGACCGACUCUCCCAUUCAGAUCGUUAUCACCUCCCAUUCCAUUAACAGCAGCAAUGAUCCCCAAAGUAACACUCGUCAUGUCGCAGCUGAUGCUGACGACAUUGACAUUGCAAAUCACGAAUCAUCCAUGGUGAAAGACGAUGUUGCCGAGGAGCUGCCCGAUGAUUGAGGAGGAUGAAGGGGACUAAAAGCAAAGGUUCAUCAAUAGGAAAACAUAGUACUCAUUGUCCAAUGUUCCAUCCUACACAUUGUACAUCUUCUUAACUAUUACGAUUGUGUAGGAAAUUCUUUGUUUUCGGACUCGACCCGUUACUAGAUGGGAGAUUGCUAGUAGUAGUGUAGCUUGAGUUUGGACUAUUCAGGAUGGAGAAAUGUAUCAUUCACCUUGCAAGGUGAUG